Messenger RNA from Porites lobata, 1595 nucleotides. The record is from the annotation of a GenBank genome assembly. NCBI's taxonomy places the organism in Eukaryota, Metazoa, Cnidaria, Anthozoa, Scleractinia, Poritidae.
AUGGUUCUAGGAGUAGUGUGUGGCAUACGAAAAGAAUACACGACACUGGGAAAGUGGUUAAAGGCAUGAGUUCGUUCAACUUUGAUUUGAUUUUUGACUCCCACCUGUAGUUAUACCGCAACAGGCCGCGCGAUCUUCACCGAUCUGGUACACUUGAAAUGUUCCUUGUAUCUUUGCUUUACGAUCGUAUAUGUUUAAGAAUUGAUGUUUUUAAAAUAAAUUAUUGCCUAAAUAUUCUGUUCAUAAUCUAGUUUCCUUAUGUGUGCUACUCGAUAACAUUUGUUUUGCGGAACACUGACCCGAUGCAACGCGAAUGAAUUUGUUCAUUUGCUGAUAAGCAAUUGAAAUUUAUGCUCAAUUAAGGAUAAUCUUUAUACUCAUACGUUGUGUGUUUUUGUCACCGGUCCGGCGCUAUUUGUAGGUAUUUCUGGGUUUAUAUAAGGCGAACCGAGAGAACAGUAAUAAGAUGUUUGUUUACAAAUUUUGUUUGCCGAUCGGUGACUGUUUUGUUAGCGUGGGUACGACCUCGUAAAAAUACACGUUGGUAAAUGUUUGUUUCAAAGCAGGACAGGGCUGUAAAUCUUAUUCUUAUCGGCUGCAACAUAUAUCUGAGGAGUAGCAAAGAAUAAAAUUGAAUUAUGGGGAUAAAUAAAAUCAAACCAAAUGCCCGGAAAUACUCUCGCGUCGCGAACAAUUAAUUUGAAUUUUGUAAAUUUACUUGCGUGCAUCUAACUCGCUUCCGAUUGAUUGAAAAACAAUCAGCUACUGUCAGAACUCACACAUGCGCAUUAUCGUGAACCAGUCCCUUUAACUACUCUUUUUCUCUAGUCUUUCUUGUGAUCUAUCUGUAUAUGUAUUACAUACGUGUAACCACUGUUCGCCUCCACUAGCUAACCUGCUAACUGCGGGCAGUGGAUAUUGUUUUCUGUAUUGCUUUCUUUGUGAUAAUUAUAAACAAUUAAAACAGUUAAAUUGAUCUUUUCUAGAAUGUCUGUGAGAACAACCCUUAUAAGUCUGUGUUAAGAAAUACGGAAUAAAAUGUUGUACUGGACCACGUUCCAAAAACAGAAUAUUAUAAAGGAGGCUUUCUCAUACAGAGGAGGAAUGCUGUGGAAUUCAUUACAAAACGACAUAAAAGCGUCCUAAUCUAAAGCUAUCUUUAAAAGAAAACUGGCUAGUAGGCAGGCAAACUGUUGACUAUAUUUUACUAUAUUUUAUUAUUUGUACAUAUUUUUAGUGUAGUUGUACAGUAUUUACUUCUGUUUCUAUACGGCUUUCAUGUAAAGAAGUUAAUAUGUAACUUACGAAAUUACCGUAUUCAAAUAAAAGUGAAUCAAUCAAUCAAUAUCGAUCGAUCGAUCUAUCUAUCUAUCUAUCUAUCUAUCUAUCUAUCUAUCUAUCUAUCUAUCUAUCUAUCUAUCUAUCUAUCUAUCUAUCUAUCUAUCUAUCUAUCUAUCUAUCUAUCUAUCUAUCUAUCUAUCUAUCUAUCUAUCUAUACCCAAUUCGAUUUCCGCUUUCUUCUAGCUCGGUGUCUCACGCUUUUAAUCAGCGUUUACCAUUGUAUGGAAAACCAGGAUAUUCCGACGAGAAUUCAA